AUGCAUCGUCUCCUAUGGACAGCUUUGACGGCAUUGGUGUUACAAGUUGCGCAUGCCGUCACCAUCCCAGAAUUGUCCUCCAGCGACUUUGAGUCAACUACAAGUCAAGGCGUCUGGUUUGUCGAGUUUUUCUCUCCGUAUUGUCCUCAUUGUCGUGCCUUUGCACCAACAUGGCAACAACUAGCCGACGAGCAUGAAGCAUUAGCAACCACAAGGGAUUUCCACUUUGCCAAGGUCGAUUGCACUUUAUCCGGUGACAUUUGCAAAGCUCAAGGCAUCCGUGCAUUCCCCACCCUUCAUUUGUAUGCCCAAGGCAACCUUAUUGAGAUGCUGCCACACAAGGAACGCACUUACGACAAAUUAAGCAUCUACAUUCCACAACAAGCCGACACGUAUGGCACAGGUGGGAGUGGUAUCCCUGGCAACGGCAUGGAAAAAGAAGAUGAAGAAGAAUCCAUCAGCACAAGUAUGACGAUUGCCAAUGCAGAUGGCAUUUCGGUGGAUUUGGAUAGAGCCGCUAUUGAUGCCGCCAAAGCAUCAGGUCGUCCUUGGUUUAUCAAAUUUUAUGCGCCGUGGUGUGGAUUUUGCAAAAAGCUGGCACCAGCAUGGGUGGAAAUGGCAAAGGAUUUGAAGCAUCAAGUGGAUGUCGGUGAAGUCAAUUGUGAUGAACAUCGAGAUAUUUGUGAUGAGAAUGGCGUUCAAGGAUAUCCCACUUUGAAGCUAUUUGCUAGUGGAUCCGUAAACGACUACCGUGAUGAUCGAUCCCUUGUUAGUUUGGUGAACUUUGCUCGCAAGUUUGCAGGGCCAUCGGUGAAACAUGUGAACGGGGCUCAAUUAGAGCGCUAUAUUCAAGACGAGACUGUAUCGCUGGUGUACUUGUAUGACAAAAAGGAGGAGGAUGCCACGGCACUAUUGGAACGUGUUGCCGAAGGUUUCCCAGAUGACCCAUCGUUUUAUGUUACCAACGAUCCACAAGCCAUUCGACAAUUUAGCUUGGCACCUGCUGAUUUACCCACCGUACUUAUUGUCAAGGAUGGCAAGCAUGUCAUGUAUCCAUCUCAUACGUUUGCCAAUACGGAUACAGUGCAGCGAGCAUUGACCAAAUGGAUUGGCGAUGAGCGUUUCCCACUCGUGAGCGAAGUUGGCCCUGGUAAUGCACCUGAGAUUUUACAAGGAGAACGCAUGGUGGUGUUGGGUGUUAUCAAGCAACAAGAUCAAGCAAGUCUUGACCAAUUCCGCAGCAUCGCCGAACGACAUGCCAAGCAACAAAAGGCUUCUUCUUCAUCAUCUUCCGAUAAUCGUGUCCUGUUUGCAACUUUGGAGGGCAACAUGUGGAGUGAUUAUGCACGAUCCGCUUAUCGUGUUCAUCCAAAUCGACUCCCAGCCAUUGUUAUUGUCGACCCUGUACACUACCGUUUUUACAACCAUGAUCGUCAAGGCCAACUGUUUUCGUUGACUGAGCCUGAUGCUAUCUUGCAAGCUGUGAAGGAGGAUAUUCCUGAACAAAAACUUGUGGGUGUAUCGACCUUACCAUUGCAUGAACGUAUGGGCCAAACAUUACAGCAUGGCGUUGGACUAUUGCGUGCCCAUUGGUUGCUUACAGGAGCGGCAUUAUCCGCUUUAUUAUACAUCUUUGCGAAACGAAUGCAUCUUGUUUCCCCACGUAGAUCUCAUUUGUUGCCCGUCAAACAACAAGGGCCUCGUGAUGAUUAA
Messenger RNA from Lichtheimia ornata, 1713 nucleotides. Its product is annotated as protein disulfide-isomerase domain. The transcript has 7 exons. Lineage: Eukaryota; Fungi; Mucoromycota; Mucoromycetes; Mucorales; Lichtheimiaceae. Gene Ontology annotation, cellular component: endoplasmic reticulum. Gene Ontology annotation, molecular function: protein disulfide isomerase activity. The record is from RefSeq and is a predicted model, not a curated record. Bases 1 to 1713 code for a protein of 570 amino acids.